UAAGGAUGUAACUUCCCCUACACUGGGCAUUUCCUUAAGGAUAAGCAUCUCUCCCUAGGAUUGGAAUUGAUUGCUGGCCUGCUGCACUCACCUUGUGACCACCCACCUUAAGACCACCAACUCGCUGUGUUCCCAGAAUUGCUGUGCCAGCAAAGCAAUCUCGUGACUAUUGUAAAAGGGACAUUCCAAUCAUAUGUGAUACAUGCUCUUUGAUGGUACAUAACCACUCUGUGUACCCCCACUUCUUUGGAGUGCUCCAUUGCUUUGUGAAAGGACUCUCCCAGGCUACAUGGUCCUCAGAACUGACUCCUAGUAAACUCACCCCAAUUUUGAUUUACAGAUUGGAUUAUUUGCACUGUCAACAUCAAACAGGAUUCUUUUCUUUAGCUGUGCUCAGCAAACAUUUACAGAUUCCUGCUCUCUGACAGGUGCUGUGCUGGGCCUGGGAGAGGAGGACCGGCAAGACGCAGUCGCUGACCAUCUCAGAUGGCAGGCUCAGCAUUCCCAGCUCAGGUUCUAACUCUGACCCUGGCGAAGGGAGGAAGUGUGUUCCGAAGCGGCCCUCAGCAGUUUAAAGGCUGGUGAAUAAAUGCCAGUUUCACACAGAGGAAACACUGAACCAGAGCAUUUUUCUCUUCUGCUGCCACAGAAUCUCGCUGCUUAUUUGCCCACCAAGGAUGCUCCUCUCUGCAAGUCAGACCUAACGAAUUUGCUUUCUUUCCCAAGAGGGGCCUACACUCAAGGAAUCAGCAGAAGGACUAAGUAAGCAGAGCAUCAGAACACUGCGUCCCAGGCCUGGGUGAGCACUACCGCCAUAAACCUUGGUAAACCAUUACUUGGAGACUCAGUGUUCUCAUCCCUAAAACGAGGAGCUAGGAAGUGCGCUCUAUGCAAAAAGUUUGAAAACUUUUUGAAAGUCGGCAAGGGCAAACGUCUGAGACCAGAGGCUGCGACCGUGUCCAUCACUCCACGGCUUCAGUAACCGCUUUCACGCCAGCUCUCCACGCCCUUCCACACCGCCCGGCCCGCCGCAGACGUCGGGGACUGCGCGCGUGCACCGUAGAGGCCCCUCUCGCUUCCCGUCGCUUCCCUUUCCGCCUCGGCCCCGCCCAGCCCCAUCACUUCCGGUUCAGCCCGGGAACGGCCCGGGCGCUUCCGGGCCCUGUUUCUCUGGCCCGCCCACUUCCCCAACGCUCCCGCGGCUGUCCCGGUUGCUGGAGAGGAUAGUUGCCAAUAAAGUUUUCCUGUUUCAAAGGCGGGCGAUUGGGCAGGGCACGGCUGCCUCCCCCUUGCUGGUGGCCCGCAGUUCCUCUCGGCUACGGGCAGCGAGCCUCAGGGCGCCAUGGCCAGGGGCCGCGGCGGCCGGGCGCGGGUGAGGCCGCCUGUCGCUGCCCGCGCGCUCCCGUGGCUUCUCGGCCCGCCGGCGCCCGCCUCCGCCUGAGCGCAGCCCUCCGCGCCCGCGGGCCUCCUCGCCCGGGCCCAUGGCCUCCGAGGCGCCGUCGCCUCCGUUGUCGCCGUCGCCGCCGCCCUCCCCCGAGCCUGAGCUGGCGCAGCUGAGGCGGAAGGUGGAGAAGUUGGAACGCGAGCUGCGGAGCUGCAAGCGGCAGGUGCGGGAGAUCGAGAAGCUGCUGCACCACACGGAGCGGCUGUACCAGAGCGCCGAGAGCAACAACCAGGAGCUCCGCACCCAGGUAGAAGAGCUCAGCAAAAUACUCCAUUGUGGAAGAAAGGAAGAUAAUAGCAAGUCUGAUGUAGAAGUACAAACAGAGAACCACCCUCCUUGGUCCAUCUCAGAUUAUUAUUAUCAAACAUACUAUAAGGAUGUUAGUCUUCCAGAUAAAGUGACUGAACUUUCAGUUCAGCAAGAUCAGAAUAUUGAACCUUCUACUUUUAAUUCUAAAGACCAGUCACAAAUAGAAAAUGAUGCUUACACUGGUACUGAUAUAACAGAAAAUGUUAAAUGUGGACGAGAGGACCAUUUUGCCUCACAUUCACAGGAGCCAGCAUCUGCAUUAGCAACUGAAGAUACAUCCUUAGAAGGUGCCUCAUUAGCUGAAAGUUUGAGAGCUGCUGCAGAAGCUGCUGUGUCACAGACUGGAUUCAGUUAUGAUGAGAGUACUGGGCUGUAUUUCGAUCACAGCACUGGUUUCUAUUAUGAUUCUGAAAAUCAACUAUAUUAUGAUCCUUCCACUGGAAUUUAUUACUACUGUGAUGUGGAAAGUGGUCGAUAUCAAUUUCAUUCUCGAGUAGAUCUGCAACCUUAUCAGACUUCCGGUGCAAAACAAAGUAGAGAUAAGAAAUCGAAGAAGAAAAGAAAGGAUCCAGAUUCUUCUACAACAACUGAGGAAAAGGAUUUGAAUUCAGAAGAUCAAAAAGCAUCCAGUGUUGAACAUAUAAACUGCAAUGAGGGAGAAGAUUUUGCAACUGUGAAGAAGAAGGCCAAAAUAGACAUUCAUUACAAAAAUAGUCCCCCCAAAUUCACUGUUCCAGUUAGUGGAAAGACUGUAGAAUCUCUUAAUGAAAACACCUAUAAUUUGACUUCGUUUAAAGAGGAGAAAAUCGUAGAGACUGAUAGUGAACCAGAAGAAGGUGAAAUUACAGAUUCUCAGACCGAGGACAGUUAUGAUGAAGACAUGACCAGUGAAGACAGUGUAACUGCAGAAGAUACUGAGGAUGAGGGUGAAGAAAAAAUUUGGCCCCCGUGUAUUAGAGUAAUUGUUAUUAGAUCACCAGUGUUGCAGACAGGAUCACUUUUUAUCAUUACAGCUGUAAACCCUGCUACAAUUGGAAGAGAAAAAGAUAUGGAGCAUACUCUCCGAAUCCCCGAAGUUGGUGUCAGUAAGUUUCAUGCAGAAAUUCAUUUUGACCAUGACUUACAAAGUUAUGUCCUUGUGGACCAAGGCAGUCAAAAUGGCACAAUUGUUAACGGAAAACAGAUUCUUCAGCCUAAAACUAAAUGUGACCCCUAUGUACUUGAGCAUGGAGAUGAAGUGAAAAUUGGAGAGACUGUGUUGUCCUUCCACAUCCACCCUGGCAGUGAGACCUGUGAUGGCUGUGAACCAGGGCAGGUUAGAGCUCACCUUCGUCUUGAUAAGAAAGAUGAGUCUUUUGUUGGUCCGACACUAAGUAAGGAGGAAAAAGAGUUGGAAAGGAGAAAAGAAUUAAAGAAAAUACGAGUGAAAUAUGGUUUGCAGAAUACGGAAUAUGAAGAUGAAAAGGCAUUGAAGAAUCCAAAAUAUAAAGACAGAGCUGGAAAACGUAGGGAGCAGAUUGGAAGUGAAGGAACUUUCCAAAGAGAUGAUGCUCCUGCCUCUGUUCACUCUGAAAUUACUGAUAGCAACAAAGGUCGGAAGAUGUUGGAGAAGAUGGGUUGGAAGAAAGGAGAAGGCCUCGGGAAGGAUGGUGGAGGAAUGAAAACUCCGAUAGAGCUGCAGCUCCGGCGAACACAUGCAGGUUUGGGGACAGGCAAACCAUCCUCAGUUGAAGAUGCUCACCUUCUCCAAAGCAAGAGCAAAAAGAACUGGGAGAAAGCGCGAGAAAGGUUUGCUGAAAACUUCCCAGAAACUAAACCUCAAAAAGAUGCACCAGGGAGCGCGCCUUGGGUGAGAGGGACUACAGAGUGAAGGUCAGUCCUAGAACGCAGUUCAAGCUUUUGAAAAAGAGAGUUUGGAAACGUUAUUUUAUUGCAGACGUUCCCUCCAAAAGAGUCAGUGGCAUGAGGGAACUGUGUCACGGUUUACCCUCUCAUGACUCAGCAAUGCGUAAUAAAGGGUGGUUUGCAGCUUGGAAGAAGCAUUUUUUAAAACUAAUAAGUAGUGACUGAAUCAAGUUACGCUGUGAGUGGACUAACGUUCACAGGGCGUGGAUGAGCUUAUGAAACUUUAUUAUUUUAUCUUGUCGUUUACCAGACUCGUAUAAGCACCUAGCCGUAUAAGCAGAAUUCAUGUAACCACUAUGGCUUAAAUAUGCAUUUGUCCUUGUCUCCAUGUUCAUUAUCGUACGAUGCACAGCAAAAGAAACAAGAAGUUUAUAAAAACAGUUCUGACUAGGAGCAUCCUUGUUUUUGCCCUUUAGAACUUAGAUAAAACAUGUUGAGAAAAACAUGGGUAGUGGUGCAUAAAUUUUAUCAUUCUUGAGAUAACCUAAGUAAUAGUAUUGAAGAACUAAUGACCAGGUGACAUGUUGUGGAAAAUUAGUCUUUCAUUGUUUUCUUCUGUGAAGAAUCUGUUUAUUUGUACUAUAUAUUAAGUAUUUGCAUUUGGUUUGUUUCAUAGCUGAAAUAUUUAGAUAUGGACAAUUGAGUACGGUAUUGAAAUAUUCAAUGUGCUGGCAUUUGUAGUUUUGAUAAAUCCCAUUGCUGGCAAUGGAGUCGUGCCAGAGAAAUCUGAUUUCUACUGCAAAAGGAUUACCUAGUCAAGGUGUCAAACUCAAGAUGUUUAUUGAAAAUGUCCUGAAAUGCAAUAAAAACAUUAUGACAUCAGAAGAGUGAUUAAUUGAACCAGUGAUUUAAACACAGUGGUCUGCUUUGAACUCACGACCAGCCCGAGUUUUCCUCUUUCAGUUGCAGAGCAGGAAGAAAGCUCCCGUGGAGCAGGGGAGAGCUGCAGUGCGGCUCCCUGCGUGCAGGUGUCACUGCUCUGCCACUGACCGCUGUGCUAUCCCUCGCUGUUCCGCUUUUCUCUCAGCUGUUUGCUGGGAAAUUAAUGCUGGAACCGACCCUUUCCUGACAGUGAAUAUGAGCUAUAGCUCCCUCAUCUACUAUAAAGAAAUGUCUUCAAGAUUUAGAAAUAGGAAAGGAAAAUUCUGAAAAAAAUUAUACAGUAGGGAAGAUAAUUCAGAAAGAAAGUCUACCUGUUGGAAUUUCUAGUCCAAAUGGUACAGGGUAUUUAGGAAGAAAGGGGGACGAGGAAAGAAAAAUAAGUUUAUUACUAAAGAUGAGACAUGGCCAAGCAAAUUGUCAAGUCCCUGUAGGCCUAAGCUGGGAUAACCGCAGGCCCUGUUACUCCAAAGCUGAUAAAGUAUUCUUCUGUAUCCUUCUUGGCCAUCUACACACCCUAGCGCGCACACACACACACACACACACACACACACACACACACACACCAUUAGACUUGGAGGCAACAGGAGUAUCCUGUAUUAUUUUUUCUAAAAUAGAAAAAAUUACUCAUGUCAGUGUAGUUCUGAUACUGGUGCCCUGUAUAUAGUUAGUAGACUUUGCUUCUGGUGGAUCUCACUCAUUGUGGUAGUAUACAACUGUCUAGGUAAUAUUUCUCGUUUUUAUUACUAGAUUGCAGAAAAAUUUUUCAUUGUUUUUUGUUAAGAAAAUGGAAAUUUAAAAAUGGUGACAAAAAUUGAAAUAUGUGUGAUAUUUGCAUUAUUAAAACGCUUUGCAGAUGUAAAGUCUCAGGGCUACACUGCAUAGUGGUUAAAGCACUGACUAAUAUCUGGGUCUGUUUCCAUCUGUGGAAUAAGAAUAACACUUAUCUCACAUGUCUGUCUUCAAUAGAAAAUGAGAAAAUGUAUAUAAAAGCACUUUGUAAAUUGUAAAAGUACAAAUGUGAGCUUCUAUUUGUUUAGAAGCAUAGAUGUGAAUUAUGUACAAUUUGGAUUACACAUAAAAUUGUUUUGUGUCUAAUAUCUUAAA
Molecule: messenger RNA, 5644 nt
Organism: Equus quagga
Lineage: Eukaryota; Metazoa; Chordata; Mammalia; Perissodactyla; Equidae
Gene: AGGF1
Product: angiogenic factor with G-patch and FHA domains 1
Exons: 14
Coding region: 1482-3623 (713 amino acids)
Molecular function (GO): nucleic acid binding; protein binding
Source: RefSeq, a predicted model, not a curated record